AUGAUUGCAGCCUGAUUUUGUGCUUUUUAACCCCAAUGGAUAGCGCAUGAGAGCAGAUCAUCCCCAUUUAGAAGCUAAACGAAGCAGUGCACUCAAGCCGAUUUAUCCCCCUUCGUCUCUUUCCUUGCCGGAGAAGACACGUUUCGAUUCCUAAAGGUUCUAACUUUAACGCCACUCCUGAUCAACUGUUCCCAACAGAACCAAAACCAAAACCAAUUCUCUUGUAAAGAAACGCACAGCCUAAACCAGAACAAAAAACAUGUCUCUGAAUCCUCCUCCGCUUUCCCUUCCACCGCUCGGCCAACAAUGUCCGACGCGUCAACAGUCACGCCGUAAAAUAAACACAACGACCAUUCACAUUAUGGCUCUAGACGGCAUCGUCAACGCCAACUCGCUUUUCACCUUGGCGCUCUUCCUCGGCCUCGCGUGGUACCCCACCAGCGCUCUCGCCGCCCCGCUCGUCGGCUCCGACGAAUCUUGCGCUGCCGGGUCCGACAUCGCCGAAGAUCUCGUGGCUUACCACGUGUACUCCUUCAGCUCCUUCCUCUUCUCCAGCCUUAUCGCCCUGGCCCUCAAGCAAGCCAUCAAAAUUCGGAAACCCGGGAUCGUUGGCGACAGCGAGGAGGCGCUUUUCGUCACCAUGGGGCACCUUAACAUGGUCACGUUGAGGCUCGGGAUACUCGUUUCCGCCAUCGGGUCUGUUUUCGGGUGCGUGUUCUUAAUGAUGGCGCUGGUGGAUUUGGUUCAGAUCAAGCUGGGGGUAUUGGCUUGUGGGAGUCUGUAUACUUUCGCUGCGAUUGGGCCUCUGGUGAUUCUGGUCCCUUCGGCACUUUUCAUUUAUGUUUUUCUUGUGCUUUACGCCUUUACUCGCUAGCAGGGGCUUUCAGAUUCUCAAAUCCAAGUCUGUAUGCUUAUGAUACAUAGAAAUAAUUUGUAUAUAAAAGAUAAAUAAUGCAUGGUCUUCACUU
Messenger RNA from Carya illinoinensis, 968 nucleotides. RefSeq lists its product as uncharacterized. The record is from RefSeq and is a predicted model, not a curated record. The transcript has a single exon. NCBI's taxonomy places the organism in Eukaryota, Viridiplantae, Streptophyta, Magnoliopsida, Fagales, Juglandaceae. The coding region runs from base 260 to 874 and encodes 204 amino acids.